AUGUCUGCCAUUGCCCCUGCAUCCACUCCCAAAGACAUCUCGGGGACGAAGCUUGAGCAUAGCUCUACCGCCAGCUCCGUCCGCCCGGGUGAGACUCAUGCCGUCGAAGACAGCGCCGUCCGUGAAUUCUACGGAAGUGCAGUCAAUGAGUCUUACCGUCUCAAGUCAGAGCUCAUCGCGGAGCAUCUCAGUGCAAUUGGCACUGGAAGGUUCCAAUGGUACCUCUUCAUCGUCAACGGUUGCGGCUGGAUGAUCGACAACUUCUGGUCUCAGGGCAUCACAGCCAUUCGUCCCCCAGUCGGAAACGAGUUCACAGACAUCAGCCGGCUGAGCUUCAGCUCUGUCGCUUACUACGUUGGCUUGAUCAUUGGUGCUUUCUUCUGGGGCACGGCAGCCGAUGUCAUCGGCCGUAAGCCUGCCUUCAACUCGACUAUUCUAUACGGAGGCAUCUUUGCUUGUGCCAGUGCUGGUGCGCAAAACUUCACUGCCUUUUGCGCUCUCUGGGCCGUUGUCGGCACUGCCGCCGGUGGCAAUGUCCCUGUUGACAGCAUCGUCUUCUUGGAAUUCGUCCCUCAGAGCCAUCAAUGGCUUCUCGUGACACUCUCUGCCUGGUGGAACCUCGGACAGGUCAUUGUAUCUCUUUUGGCAUGGGUUUUCCUUGCCAACUUUGCUUGCGAUGAUGCCACCAACUGCACGAGACAAGACAACAUGGGAUGGCGAUACCUCAUGAUCACUCUGGGCGGAAUUGCGAUUUUCCUUGGUCUUAUCCGUAUCUUCAUCUUCAAGAUCCCCGAGUCUCCCAAGUAUCUUCUUUCCCAGGGAAGAGACGCAGAGGCUGUCGCUGCGGUCAAUCACAUUGCCCGAUUCAACCGCAAGCCAGAGACUCUGACUCUUGAUCUCUUGCAAGAGAUUGACAACCGGAUCCAAGGCGCGUCGAAUGCCCCUCAGGUCACGCAGACAAUCGACGAAAUGGUUGCUGCAGCUGCCACUCCUCCCGCACCUGCGAAGCUUUCUUUUAUGGAUAUCAUGAGGGAGAACUUCAAGGACUUCAGCCUGGACAGCUACCGUACUCUCUUUGCCGGACGCAAGAUGGCACAGCACAGCGCUGUCACGUUCCUCAUCUGGCUUACCAUCGGCGUGGCCUACCCGCUUUACUUUGCCUUCAUCCCAUCGUACCUCGAGACAAAGGCCAGUUACUCUGCCAACACCUCCUUCAACUACACGUACAUGGUCUACUGCAUCGUGUCGUCCGUCGGCAUCGUUGGUCCGAUCGCUGCUGGAUUCCUUGUCGAGACUCGGUUCGGUCGUCGAUGGAUGAUGGCCAUCUCUUCUGUUCUUACAGGCGCUUUCCUGUUUGCCUACACCUCUGUUGGUACCCAGGCUGCUGAUAUCGGCUUCCAAUGUGCCACUGCUAUUCUCGGAAACUUUGAAUACGCCAUCAUGUUUGCUUUUACUCCAGAGUCUUUCCCAGGACCUGUCCGAGGCACUGGAACGGGUAUUGCUGCCACACUGCUCCGACUGGGUGGUCUUGCGGCCUCGUUCGUAUCGACCUAUGGUGGUUACACUGUCGUUCCCAUCUACGCCAGUGCAGCUCUUUGGAUUGUGGUCGGAUUCUUCUGCAUUGCGCUUCCAUAUGAGACCCAUGGCCAUGCUUCCAUUUAA
Fusarium keratoplasticum is the source of this 1662-nucleotide messenger RNA. RefSeq names its product MFS domain-containing protein. The transcript has 4 exons. The record is from RefSeq and is a predicted model, not a curated record. The coding region runs from base 1 to 1662 and encodes 553 amino acids. Lineage: Eukaryota; Fungi; Ascomycota; Sordariomycetes; Hypocreales; Nectriaceae. Gene Ontology annotation, biological process: transmembrane transport. Gene Ontology annotation, molecular function: transmembrane transporter activity.